ACAACAGAAAAUGCAAGUUUGCCGGCUGUCAUCAAAGUUCUUGCGGAAUAUUUUGUGCAAAAACGCUGGUUGCAGAACUUUCAGCAGAAUGGUUGAAGCCAAACUGGAGGCCGUACCGGUAGUAGACAUUGAUGAAGGUAUCUUCAAGUACGUUUUGAUUAAAGUCUACGGCAAUGAGCAGGCAGAUGGGACCGAGCCAAAUAAGUUGAUCGUGCGUGGUUUUAACCGCGCUCAGUGGCAUUCGGAUAUUUACGACGAAGUGAGUUCGUCCCUGAUGGGACUAGGUCUAGAAACGGAAUGCCUUGGGGGCGGUCGGAUCGAGAACCGGCCGGAUCUGAAGCAGAUCAAAGUGUACGGCUACUCGCAAGGCUAUGGCAAGGCGGAUCAUCUCGAAACGCGUCGCUUGUUGCUCACCAAAUACAAGGAUUAUUCAAUAAGCUGUUCUGACGAAGGAUAUUAAACCGAUUGGAGAAUGUUGGGCGCAAUUUUGCUACAAAAUAGAACUGAAAAUGCUUUAAGAAGGCGAUAUGUGACGUGAUUGCGAAUACCAAUAUUGGUCUUGGACGA
Molecule: messenger RNA, 567 nt
Organism: Anopheles coustani
Lineage: Eukaryota; Metazoa; Arthropoda; Insecta; Diptera; Culicidae
Product: sex-regulated protein janus-A-like
Exons: 2
Coding region: 11-460 (149 amino acids)
Biological process (GO): peptidyl-histidine dephosphorylation
Cellular component (GO): cytosol
Molecular function (GO): protein histidine phosphatase activity
Source: RefSeq, a predicted model, not a curated record